AUGAAAGGAGGCAGCGUCUCGUUUCUCUUCGUUCUUCUCAUCGCCACCGUCACCUCCGUCCUCUGCUUCACUGACGGGAUGUUACCAAACGGCGACUUCGAGCUAGGACCAAAACCAUCGGACAUGAAAGGAACACAAGUGAUAAACAAGAACGCGAUUCCAAGCUGGGAACUUUCAGGCUUCGUCGAGUACAUAAAAUCCGGUCAAAAACAAGGAGACAUGCUUCUCGUAGUCCCCGCCGGAAAAUUCGCCGUCCGGCUAGGAAACGAAGCAACGAUCAAACAGACACUUAACGUGACAAAAGGAAUGUAUUACUCGCUCACGUUCAGUGCCGCCAGGACUUGCGCACAAGACGAACGGCUCAACAUAUCUGUCGCACCUGACUCGGGCGUGAUUCCGAUCCAGACUGUGUACAGUAGCAGCGGUUGGGACCUCUACGCUUGGGCGUUUCAAGCCGAGAGUAACGUGGCUGAGAUCUUGUUUCAUAACCCUGGCGAGGAAGAGGAUCCUGCUUGUGGACCACUCAUUGAUGGUGUCGCUAUCAAGGCUCUCUACCCUCCUAGACCUACCAAUAAGAAUGUAUUGAAAAACGGAGGAUUCGAAGAAGGUCCUUAUAUACUACCAAACUCCACAACCGGUGUUCUGAUUCCUCCCUUCAUAGAAGAUGACCACUCUCCUUUACCGGGAUGGAUGAUCGAAUCCCUCAAAGCCAUCAAAUACGUUGACGUCGAGCACUUCUCUGUCCCACAAGGCCGUAGAGCCGUGGAGCUGGUGGCGGGGAAAGAAAGCGCAAUCGCUCAGGUGGCUCGGACCAUUGUGGGAAAGACUUACGUGCUUUCGUUUGCUGUUGGAGAUGCCAACAAUGCGUGCGAAGGAUCGAUGAUAGUCGAGGCGUUUGCGGGAAGAGACACUUUAAAGGUGCCUUAUGCGUCGCGAGGGAAAGGAGGUUUUAAACGCGCUUCUCUGCGGUUUGUGGCGGUUUCCAACCGCACGAGGAUUAUGUUUUACAGCACGUUUUACGCCAUGAGAAGCGAUGAUUUCUCGUCGCUCUGUGGUCCAGUGAUCGACGAUGUUAAGCUCCUCAGCGUUCGUAAGCCGUAA
Messenger RNA from Microthlaspi erraticum, 1101 nucleotides. NCBI's taxonomy places the organism in Eukaryota, Viridiplantae, Streptophyta, Magnoliopsida, Brassicales, Brassicaceae. The record is from the annotation of a GenBank genome assembly.